This is a messenger RNA of Gasterosteus aculeatus aculeatus (three-spined stickleback), 762 nucleotides long. Lineage: Eukaryota; Metazoa; Chordata; Actinopteri; Perciformes; Gasterosteidae. The record is from RefSeq and is a predicted model, not a curated record.
CCUCCAUUUCCUGGAUCAUUUCCACAUUCUGGGUGACACAAUGGCGUCGGACGCGGGGAAAUCCCGCCGUGCAGCGCGCCUACUUAAGGACGCGGGCCAGCGGUGCCGAUCACACUGAGCACCGUCAACGCGACACGCAGAAACCGGUGCAGCCAGAACUCCGAGCGCGACAAACCAUGGCGAGCAGCAGAGUCCGCGUCCUCGCGCCCCUGUGCGCCCUCGUGCUCCUCGGCACCUUCAUCGGCAGCACGCGUUCAGCCAGCUGCUGCAUGAUGUACUCGUCACGCCGGUGGAACUGCCAGCGCAUGAUGGGCUACUCCAUCCAGACCAUCGUCAGCUCCUGCGACAUCAACGCCGUGAUAUUCCACUUUCCGGGGAGGUUCGUGUGCGCGAAUCCUGCGUCCAAGUGGACCAAGAGAGCCAUGCAAUGCCUCAAUGAGAGGAAGAGGAAGAGGAGUCAGAUCACUUCAACGUCAGCAUCUGCCUCACAGAGCAGAUGAUACCAGCACAUCAAUCCACUCAUGCACCGGAAGAUGCUUUAAAAUGAUGAUCUAACUCAUUAUAAUUGUUCUGUUUUAUAAACGGGAUUAUGGAAUCUACUAAAUGUUGAUUUUUUUGUUGUUGAGAAAAUCGAUUUGUUUAAUAUUUAUUGGUUAUUGAUGUUUGUUGGUGAACUUUGAUAUUUGUGAUCAGAGAAAUGAAGCACAUGGGAAGUUGUUACUGUAAUAUACAAAACUGUAUUAAAAUAUAUGUUAUAACACA